AGCUUCGUGAAGCGGCGAAGGCUUUUAAACACACACCCACCCACCAAACCAGCCAUCGGCGAAGAAAAACCAGAUUAGGAAAUGCCUUUGCCUCGCUAGGGCUGUGUGGCGCUCUCUAGCACCGACACCUGUCCUAACACGGUAUAAGAUGCUCCUCGUCAGGCCGUAACAGAUGCGCCGACGGGACCCAGAGGGAGGAGUCAAGGAGCGCGAGCGGGGCGGAGCCAGGAGGACAGACUCCGCCUCCGUGUCAGCGUUCCGGAACCCCGCGGGACCCGCCCACGGGGGGAAGCUGCCUGUCUUUCUGUUUCCCCACGAGCUCACCUUCUUUGCCGAUGACCAGAGCAGCCACAAGCAGAUCCUCACUCUCUACAACCCCUACAGCUUCACCCUGAGGUUUAAGCUCCUGUGCACGGCUCCCGCCCGCUUCACUGUGCUCGACGCCGAGGGCCACGUCAAACCCAACUCCUGCAUCGACAUAGUGAUUCGGCACAGGGAUGUGAGCCCCAGACUGUACGGGCUGCAGGAACGCUUUCGCAUGGAGGUGUGGGAGGAUGAGGGGGCUGGCAGGGGGGCGGCAGGGAGCAAGGAGGUGCGUGCUGUCCUGCAGCCAGCCAGGGCAGAGGCCAGCACAGCCAGGACAGGGUCGACUGGAUCAACACCGUCCAGGGAGCUGGCGGACAGCUGGGCCUCAGCACGCAUACUGGCACUGCAACAGCCAGGUCGCUCCCAGACCCCGGGGUUCUCUGUCCUCUGUGUGCUGGUUGGGGUCGCGUGCGUCGCCUUCCUCAUGCUUCCCCUGCACGGCGACACCAGCACUUUGGUUCCGCCUCACUUUCACGUCACUGUCAUGCAGAAGCUGGUGUGCGCCUACAUCCUGGGUCUCUUGACAAUGGUCUUCCUGCGAUGACAAGGGCAUUGAGAGAAUCAGAAAGCCCUCGGGACCAGAGACGGGAACACAGUCGUCUUCAACUCAGAACCAAGAGGGGCAGGCAGAUUUUGGGGGUCUAAAAUGCUGGGAUCCAAACUCACAACCCCCCUGCACCCCACGGGAAGGAAAACUGCCAAGACUGAAGGAGCCACAGCACUGUUAGACUGCGCUGGCUAGCUCCUCCAGCGUGGAUCUCAUGUAUCGUCUACUGGAAGUAAUGGUACACAGAAUGAUCAAUCAAUCAAUCAAUCAAUCAAUCGAUCAAUCGAUCCUGGGACAUUUUAACUGGCAUUAUCCACGUUUUUUUGACAGCGCUCUGUGGGGUACAGUUCAAUGUAAUUACAUUCUCAUCAGAACUCACACAGACCUAACACUCACAGUCCAUCUAAUCUAAUAGGGAUUACCAUCACUUUGUAGAGCUGGUAUUUUUCUCUGUGUUAUAAAGUCUCUAAUUGGAAGCUGUUAGACAAUAAGACACCUGUUGCAUAGCAGUUUGACCCGUUCCAGGUUUUACUACCAGCUUUGAAUACACACUGUGGGUAAAGUUAACAAGCUCUUAUUAGACUCGUAGGAAAACCAGGAGUGGAUCAAACCGCUGUGCAACGGGAGUCUUAUUCCCAUCCCCGUCAGGGAAAUUUUACUGAAAUGAUUUAGUCAAUGAAAAACAAAUCCAUUGUGACAGCAUUACUUAACACAAAUAUAUACCAUGUUCAUAACAGCAGAGUCUAGUGUAAAACUAUAUUAUUAUUAUUAUUAUUAUU
Polyodon spathula (Mississippi paddlefish) is the source of this 1692-nucleotide messenger RNA. Its product is annotated as motile sperm domain-containing protein 1-like. The record is from RefSeq and is a predicted model, not a curated record. Lineage: Eukaryota; Metazoa; Chordata; Actinopteri; Acipenseriformes; Polyodontidae. Gene Ontology annotation, cellular component: cytoplasm. The transcript has 6 exons. Bases 173 to 910 code for a protein of 245 amino acids.